AUGGUAAAUACUGAUAGUUCGACUAUUCUAGUAGGAAAAGGGCCUCCAACUCGCAAUAAAAUGCGAUCCAAUUCCAUUUGGGGGGGGAAAGGCGAUAUAUAUUUCGGUUUUGGGCCGCCACAAAAAAUUUUGUUGAAAGAUAAUAAACAAAUAAUUGCUAAUACUGACACUGGCCAAGCAGACAAGAGUACCGCUUCAACGCCAAAUGAAAAAGGUGACAGCAAGAACAGCCGAAUUAAAUUGGCGCAAAAAGCAAGGCUGAUUGGUAAAUUAGUAACUGCUGUAACUCCAAAUAAUGAACAAAACAAGCAAAUAUGUGCCAACUGGUGGGGGUAUACAUGUUCGGAUAACGAAAGCGAAGAGGGAUCGGCCAGGUUGCAUUCAAAUGCCAACUCUGAAACCUUCACUUUACCAAAUCCAUCCGAUUGUAGGUUUUUUAUGAGUAGGAAUCGCAAGUAUAAUGAGAUUGUCACUUCGCAUACACAAAUUGCCCAAACUCUGGCAAAUAUUGACAAGGAUAUAGAUGUAUAUAGGCAAACAUGUGACUACAAAUUUGAUGCAAUGAGUUAUUGCACGAAUUAUGGGCUGGAAUCCCCUUUCAUAAACGAGUUUCAGGGGGGUUUUAUUAAUGAUCACAAGGCGAGAACGCCUUCUUCCCUUUGGAUUGAAUAUCUUAGACUUGGUAAUUCCAGUGAUAUUUGA
Molecule: messenger RNA, 702 nt
Organism: Babesia microti strain RI
Lineage: Eukaryota; Apicomplexa; Aconoidasida; Piroplasmida; Babesiidae
Exons: 5
Coding region: 1-702 (233 amino acids)
Source: RefSeq, a predicted model, not a curated record